Molecule: messenger RNA, 486 nt
Organism: Cetraspora pellucida
Lineage: Eukaryota; Fungi; Glomeromycota; Glomeromycetes; Diversisporales; Gigasporaceae
Source: the annotation of a GenBank genome assembly
AUGUUAAGUAUUUCAGAAAUUGAGCAGUUUGACAUAGAAGAACUUGCGAGAAGUCAUUACAAAAAUGGUAAAAACAUGAACGCCUUCUUUUUAUAUAGACAAGAAUAUACGAAACGUGCAAGAGCAAGCGGAGUGAAGCAAAAAAUGACGAGCAUAUCGAAGCUAGCUGCUGAAUCCUGGAGAAAGGAACCCCCGAAGAUUAGGAGGGCUCUCGCAAAAGUUUCAAAACAAGUAGAUGAGCUUUUACAGAGAAGAAGGCAAAUUGCGAAAACAUACCCGAUUGUAUAUGACCCCAAUAUGGAAAAAUUACAGCAAAUUCCACAAGAAGCAGAAUCUGUACCUUAUCAACAUGUUCCUUUAAUACAAUAUGUCCCUAUUUUAUAUUAUCCUACAUUGCAACAUAACGAAUAUAUUUAUUCAUUGAGUGUUGAUGAUAUUACUUUUCUUUAUUGGGCUCAAUUUAUGGGUUUUAAUUACUUUCCUUAG